UUGGUUUUUUAAGUACAACGAUUAUUAUUUAUAAAAGUUAAACAACGAUUUUAAUAACAUGAGACUUUAAGCAAGCAGUCGAAUAUAAUCGAAAAUAGUCAAAUAUUUGAAAAAAACUGCUUUGUAUAAAACUAAUAUAAAUGGCGGAUCAGGGGGAGUUGGAGAACCAAAAUGAGAGAAAAGGUUUGUUGUCCGAUAAGCAGUCAACGGCUUCAAAUGGUGUGUUUUCUACUGAUCUCUCUUGUUUUAGAUUAAUUGUAACAUUUCUUCUACUUGGCGUUCCAGUGUCUUUAAUUACGAUAGGAGCGUUAAAAAUAAACAAGUGUCCAAUAGAACCAAUGAUUCCAAUUUAUUUGAUUAUUUCUGGAGCAACUGGUAUUUUAACUGUCCUACUCACCUUUGUUUCUUCUAUCUCUAAACAAAAGUGUUGGUAUUGUUUAAUAUUGUUGACAUCAUUGUUUGCGUUAUGCUGGUUCGUAGCCGGUAAUAUAUGGGUGUUUAAAAACUAUAAAAAGAGAAGUUAUUGCGACGAAAAAGCAUAUUACUUAGCAUUUUGGUUUAUUGUUUUAACAUAUAUUCUUUCAGUUUUAAGUUGUUGUUGCGCACCAAUAGUAGGAAAACAAAUAGUUAAAUAAAUAAAUCGUAAACAAGCUUUUAACGUAUGAAAUGAUAAAGGUAGUGAACAACAGCCGAAAAUGUGAACAAUAGUCGUCUUUGAAAACUCUUUAUUUACUUAGAUACUUUUUGCAUUUUGCGCUAUUUAAAGUUACUAAACUUUAAAAAAGCCCAAUAAUAGUUAAUACUUCUUAAACAAAAUUACAUUUACAAUUAAAACAAAUUUACAUUUUUAAAAUUCAAACACACGCAUAUGCAAAAUAAGUACUUAGAAAUAACGUAUUUCAUUAUUUUUCAUACGUGUGUACCUGUGUGUGUGUGAAAGUUUACUUUACCUUAUAUAUCACAAGAUUAUAUUAACAAGCUUUUUUGAAAUAAAGUUACAAAUAUUGAUUUAUCUAUUCAUUUUUAACAAUUAGAAAUGUCUUGAGCAAUACGUAAUUUUACAGUUCUUAAAUUUUUUGCAGAACUCUAGAUAAUUCAAAAAUUUUAGUUAGCUUUUGUUUGCCGUAGUAUAAUGUUAUCUGUAUUGACUACUUUGCUUGCUUAAUCUUGAAAAAUAUUUUUAGAGAAAAAUUUAGAUUAGUUAUCUUGUUA
Molecule: messenger RNA, 1212 nt
Organism: Hydra vulgaris (swiftwater hydra)
Lineage: Eukaryota; Metazoa; Cnidaria; Hydrozoa; Anthoathecata; Hydridae
Product: transmembrane protein 272
Source: RefSeq, a predicted model, not a curated record